Messenger RNA from Clunio marinus, 468 nucleotides. The record is from the annotation of a GenBank genome assembly. NCBI's taxonomy places the organism in Eukaryota, Metazoa, Arthropoda, Insecta, Diptera, Chironomidae.
AUGCAGCAUAUGCUCAGAGUGUUGAAAAAUUCCCUCGAAGCAGAAGUUUUCUUAAGAACUCUCAUUUGGUUUUACGAUGUAUCUUCUUCCGUUUGUUUGCCACUACUGAGUACUGACGAUGUUCUGUUGAUGUUACUGUUUCUAGAUUGUAUGUUGUAUCAGUUAAGUAGGGUGGAAAGUCAAUUUGGAGCCAUACAAAGGAUUGCUCUCAAUUUACAGACAGAAGGUCGAUAUAGGAAUUCUUUAAAGCUUAAAACUGUUUUUAUAAUAAAUCCAACUUUAGUGACAAAUAAAUUCCUGCAAACUCAACAUUUCGUAUUUUUUUUGAGUUUUAUUUAUUUUCCGUGCUUCGACGUGAAUAAGUUUUUAUGUUUAUCGAAGCUGGAGGGUGAAAAACUCGUCCGAUCAAAAGCUUCUCUUCUUCAUCUUUUUUUACGGCUGUUAAACAACGAUAAUCUUAAAAGUUAA